GUACUGUUAUACUUUGCAAUACGAAUUGGUAGCUUUUGUCGGCGUCGUGUCGACAAAUGUGUCACAACAACGUUUGCCUGCUCGUUAACCUAACAACUAGAGAUGCAUACAUUUGAUUACCUAUCAAACUGUAUUUCAAAUUUCCUCUGUCAAUAUCAGUAAUUCGAUUGUUAAUCCGUAUUAGUUAUUCUUUUAAAAAAAUGAAACAUAUCCAAAUAGAUGUCUCAUAUCGUUGAUAUUGAUCCCAUCAUUUCUCUAUAUAAUGAGAACAUCAUAGGUUUACUUCAAGUAUUUUUUUAUUUUAUUUUCCAAAAAAGUGAUAGAUAAGAAAAGUCAUUGGGUCUGACCAACUUCAGUCAGUUACUUGUCAUUCGACAUUCCAGUGCCUCAAACACAAAUCGAGGAUCCUGAUCUGCAUCAAUGUGGAUGGCAUCUGGGAAUGCGGACUGAAGUGCGGCGCUGUGUGUCCUGUACAUACUCAAUAACUCUCUGAUAACACGAGUGUGUUCCUGGGGUUUGAUCUCGAGGUUGAUUUGGGGUUGAGACAUUGAAGUAGAAGAUGUUGGCAGUUGCCCAGGUGGGGUCAGAAGAAAUUCUGUGUUUGGAGUGGUUGAUUCUGGCGCAGGUGUAAUGUUGAUAGUGCUGUCGCUUGGUGUGGAGUCAGUGGGUGUGACAAAAAGGAGCGUGGUAGGGGUGCGUAAUGUCUCAGUUGCAGGAGUAGAGGCUGGUGGUGUCGGUGUUGCCGUGGUACCGAAGUGAAUCCUCUCUCCAGUCACUGGGUCUGUAAGUUUAAGACUUGUCCUCUCCAGGCAGACUUCAUCCAUGAGAUCCAAGAAGAAGACCAGGUUUGGUCUGUGCUGAGUGCUCUGCAGCAUGGUCAGCUGUUCUGUGUCUCUUGGAAAACCGUGCAGGACCCACCCUCUGGAGCUGCAGUCUGGUUGGUUCAGACGUUCAUUUAUCACCUGAAGAACAAGUUCGUCUGGAACUGGCCGCCCUUGCUCCACGUGUGGUCUUAUAUCCAGGGCAAAAUGUGUAGCGCCGGUAGCCACUAACCUUAACAUCCGACCUGAGCUUACAUCCACCAUCUUGUACUUUUCUGCCAACAUUUGGGCUUGGUGACUUUUUCCUGCCCCAGGUGGACCCAACAAGAGAAUUCGCGGAGUUCUGUAGCAUCUAUGAGUUUGAACAAAGGCAAGUACUUGCUGGUACACAUCCAGUGGUGGCUGGUCGGCGUUGAUCGCCCUCAGGGCGUGCUGGAAAGCAGCACUGAGACCAGUGAUUUCACAACGGAAACACUGGAUCUCAGACAAAAGCUGCGUCUCUGAUGAGUGUGGCAUUCUCUCCAGGCGCUGAGCCACUGUGUCAUCUGGUGGGUGCACGAAAGUCUGGUGGUAGACCUCCCCCGUGAGUCGAUCUAUCAGCCUUCCUCGGCUUCUUUCCAGCAACACGUCGUUGGGAGCGUCCAGCAUAAUGACAUGGUCAGGCAGGACACCAGCUUGCUGAAGGUUUCGAGCCUGCAGAUAUGUCUGAGGGAUUCCGGCUAAUAUCCACCCCUUGCUGAUGCAGUCUUCCUGAUUCAGCCUGUGUUGGAUGAUUCCUACCUGUUCCAUCAGUGUGAGGUUCCGUAGCCCAUGGCUUGGCUCUCGCAGGUCGUCAAGCAAGCUUUCUGGUGUCACAUGGACUGCGCCUAACUCGACACUCAGCUUCCGGGCCACGGUGUAUUUCCCUACCGCAGGAGGACCCAGUAGCAUCACCCUGGCGGCAUUCACACGCUUCUUCUUUAGAUGAGACACCAGAAAGGAGAUGGGAUCGUCUGGCUGUACCACUAGCAGGCUGGUCACCAUGUCCUGGACCACUCCACGGAUGUUAUGUUUGUCAGCAUAAGCUGAAAUUUGACGGACGGUCUCUUCCAUAUGGUUGCUGCUUUCCAGUCGAUGAUGUUAACAUUUGUCAGCACACAGCAUUUUACAUGCAUGGUGCCAUCUAGUGUACAGUUGCCCGACUGUACAUGUCUAGUCUUUGCCUUUACUGUCUCCUGAUGUCACCUAAAUACAUUCUUUUAGGCCUGGCAUGAUGAUGUCACCAAGGACAGCUAAAUCUUUUAUCAUUUAAAAACAUGUUUUUAAGACGAUCUCUGACUGAUCUUAGUGCGGCUUGUCAACAAAGAACAGUGACAGUACAAUAUGCUACCCAUCCACUCGUGAGCAGCAAACGUAGUGACAGAAAUAGAGGCUGUCCUUGUUCUUCAUUUGGAACGGUCCUUUUGUGUCCAAGCGUCAGCCUGAGGAUGUGAAAGAGGUGAUGGUAUGGAAGAGGUUCUCUGAGCUCAAGAAACUGCAUGGAGAGUUGGCUUUCACUCACAGGAACCUCUUCAGACGACAGGAGGAGUUCCCUCCUUUUCCCCGCUCUCAAGUCUUUGGCAGGUUUGAUGAAGGUGUGAUUGAAGAGAGGAGGAAAGCAGCAGAAGCCAUGUUGCGGUUCACCACCAACAUCCCUGCGCUCUACAACAGUCCUCAACUCAAGGACUUCUUCAUGGGUGGUGAGAUGACUCGGCCUCUAGAUCCAUCCCUAGAUUCCACUUCUGAUCCUCUCCCACCUCCACUGAUUCCGCUCCCUAAGCGGAGGGCCUCAGACUGUGAGCCUGCAGAAGAGGAGGAGGGUAGGGAGGCGCCCCCGUUACCUCAGGACCUAGGCACCAACCUCACGCUGGAGAUUGGGGAACUGGAAGUGGCAGUGGAGGCUGUUAAUGAGACGGCAGUUUCCCCAGGAGGAGGAGAUGAGAUCGGUGACCUUGAGUUGGAGGAGCCAGCUCCUUCCUCCAGCCCAGUCAGAAACCUGAGAUCAGUAGAGUCUCAAGACGAGUUUGACUCGUUGUUUGAUUCUCCGGAAGAGCAAGACACAGCUGCUCCUCCGCUCAGUGACGUUGACCUGGCAGCGUUUGACCCCUGCUUUGAACCUGGAAAAACGACGACCUGUGGCGACCACUCUGAGCUCUUCUCUUUGGCUUCAUCCAGUCCAGAGACAGAUGCGGGAUAUUUGAUCCAGGCUGCAAACGAGCUGACAGUUGCCAUGGAGAGAGAGAAGGACGGAGAGUUCACUGCUGCCAUCCGAGGCUACAGGGUGGCUGUAGACCUCCUCAUCACAGGAGUCCAGGGUGAUCCAAACCCGCUUCGCAAGGAGUCUGUGAUGAGAAAAACCGCUCAAUACCUGAAACACGCCGAGAUGUUGGUGGAAGCGCACGCCUCACCUGCACACACCCAGGAAACUCCGAAACAGGAUUAGGACCCUGAAAUGCUCUCUUAUGUUUCACUAUACAAACAAGCACUGGUAUGACUGCACUAGAUGCCAUGCUCUCCCUACUACAGCUGAAACACAUACUGUGUGAACACUCCCUCCUUUCAUGCUUUAUUAUCUUGUAGUGUUUAUAAUCUACAACUGUCCUUUUGAAAUGAUGGAUGUUUUACUUGACGGUGUCUUGAUAAUUUGUACAUAUUUGCACAGAUUUUGGUAAUAAAUGCCUUAA
Synchiropus splendidus (mandarinfish) is the source of this 3523-nucleotide messenger RNA. It is a transcript of the gene snx15, whose product is annotated as sorting nexin 15. Lineage: Eukaryota; Metazoa; Chordata; Actinopteri; Syngnathiformes; Callionymidae. The coding region runs from base 2302 to 3282 and encodes 326 amino acids. The record is from RefSeq and is a predicted model, not a curated record. The transcript has 7 exons. Gene Ontology annotation, molecular function: phosphatidylinositol binding.